Molecule: messenger RNA, 1302 nt
Organism: Microthlaspi erraticum
Lineage: Eukaryota; Viridiplantae; Streptophyta; Magnoliopsida; Brassicales; Brassicaceae
Source: the annotation of a GenBank genome assembly
AUGGCCGAUCCAACAUCAAGGAAACUAACAUUCAAGAAGAGGACGAUAGGGUUCAUGAAGCAACUCGACGAGCUAACGACUCUCUGCGGCGUCCAAGCUUGUGCUGUCAUCUUCAGUCCGUACGAAUCGAACCCGGUGGCUUGGCCUUCAAGAGAAGGCGUUGGAGAGGUGUUUUCGGAGUUUAUGGGGAAACCGUGGAUGGAACGGACCAAGAGGAUGAAGAAUCAAGAGAGCUAUACGCGGGAGAGGAUCGAUAAAGAAGGAGAGCAGUUGGAGAAGCUGCGUAAUGAGAACCGUGAGUUUGCGAUAAGAGAGAUUAUGGUCGAUUGUCUCAAAGGGAAGAUGAUGAUGGAGAACUAUGAGUACAAUCCAAGUGUUGUUCAAGAUCUGCGUUCUCACAUUGAUAGUUAUCUCAGUGAGCUAACUUGCAGGAUCAAGAACCUUUCGGAGAACGACCAGUCUUAUUCUCUCCCUCCUUUCUCUCUUGUUGCUGUUGCGGAUACUGUGAAUCAGCAAGAACCGGUUCAAUAUCAAAAUCUGAACCAGCAGCACCCGGUUCAAUAUCAAAAUGUGAAUCAGCAAGCACCGGUUCAAUACCAAGAUCCUUCUAAGUUCAAUGGUCGUGUUCAACAUCAGAAUCAGAACCUGAACCAGCUGCACCCGGUUCAAUAUCAGAGCGUCAAUCAGCAAGGACCGGUUCAAUACCAAGAUCCUGCUAAGUUCUUUGGUCAUGUUCAGAAUCAGAAUCUGAACCAGCUGCACCCGGUUCAAAAUCAGAACGUGAAUCACCAAGGACCGGUUCAAUAUCAAGAUCCUGCUAAGUUCUAUGGUUAUCAGAAUCUGAACCAGCUGCACCCGGUUCAACAUCAAAACGUGAAUCAGCAAGGACCGGUUCAAUACCAUGGCCCUGCUAAGUUCAAUGGUCAUAUUCAAUAUCAGAAUCAGAAGCAGCUGCACCCGGUUCAGUAUCAAAAUGUGAAUCAGCACCCGGUUCAAUAUCAAAAUGUGAAUCAACAUGCACCGUUUCAGUACCAAGAUCCUGCUAAGUUCUAUGAUCAGAAUCAGCAGGGAGUCUAUGGUACAAACUCGAACCAGAGCAAGAUUCAACAACCGUUGAUGGGACAUGCAAGCAUUCCUUCUAUGGACGAAAAUCCCUACCGCUACUAUCAACUAUCGACCGCUGAUCUCGCUAGCACCAGUCGCAUGCCUUCCACCACCACCGCUAGCACCAGUCGCAUGCCUUCCAACACCACCGCCACCGCUGAACAUUUUGCUCCUGACAUCAACGACUGGUUCGAGUGA